Molecule: messenger RNA, 851 nt
Organism: Penaeus indicus
Lineage: Eukaryota; Metazoa; Arthropoda; Malacostraca; Decapoda; Penaeidae
Product: vitelline membrane outer layer protein 1 homolog
Exons: 6
Coding region: 106-732 (208 amino acids)
Source: RefSeq, a predicted model, not a curated record
CCCCAAACAAAUCAUUCGAGGAAAAAAGACCGUGAAUUGAUAAGAAAAAAGAAUCACCUAUAUCUGUUCCGUCUCUUUCCUGGCUAAGUUCAGUCGCCGUUCGUCAUGCGCCGCGUUAUCGCCCUGGUCACAGUUAUCGCUCUCGGCUUGGCUGGAGUGUCCGGGGGCGCCAUCAGUCCCCGGCGCCGCGUGACCGACACACUCAUCCUGGACAACGGCGUGGACGCGGGAGACUGGGGCCUCGUUGAGUACUGUGAGGACGGAAGCUUCGCCACGGCCUUCGAGGUCAAGUUCGAGCCGUACAGCCUGAUCGACACAGACGAAACAGCCGUCAACGCCGUCCGCCUCUACUGCAGCACGCUCGAACACAUCACCACGGGCUACAUCUAUUCAGUCGAAGGGAAACACGGGGAAUGGCAAAACAUCAGGUCCUGCAGCUCUGGCUUCGUGACGGGCAUGCGGGCCAACGUCCUUGAGCCGCAGGGAACUUUCGGCGACGACGUGGCGGUGAAGAACGUGCAACUUGCAUGCGAUGAAGGGAAGGAGGUCAUCACUGGGGUCAUCGAGGAGAAGAUUCCCGACGGAGAAUGGAGUUUAUGGACCCGAUGCAGUUCCGGAUCUGGAGUCUGUGGUAUUGAGAUUCGCUACGAGAACGCUGGCCUUGGCGACGACACAGGAGUGACAAACCUCGCGAUGUUCUGCUGUGCCUUCAACGGGACGAGGACACACUGAAGCUCUUUUGGAUAGAGGAUUUUGUAACUUACUUAAAGCAGUUUCAUCGGAGCAUUACUCGGCGUGUGUGCUUACUUCUCUGUUCCUUAGUCUCUCUGGAAAUACAUUCCUGAAAUUCA